UUGUGUAAAAAUAUAUACAAUAAGAAGUGUUAACAACUUUAUUAUAUUUUUCUCUGUUACAAUUACACUUUUUAUACCUCACAAUGGCCAAAAAACCUGAGUCUUCCUGUUCGAAAUUCAUUAAGGCUUCUGAAUGCAUAAUAUAUAAUGGCAUUGCUGAAGCAUCGAACUAUAUAGACUGCAGCUUCAUUAGCAAAUCUGAGUUCAAGUUUGAUCACAUGGCUGAGGAAUGUGAAUGUACUGACUGCAAUUUCAUCAAAUCACCUGAGUUUAAGUAUGAUGCAAUAUCUGAAGAAUCUGAGUGUUUUGAAUUAAGUUUUAUCAAACGCCCUCAGUGCUUAUAUGAAUCGGAUAGUAGUUAUGAAUACAGCGAAUCAUCCGACGAAGAGUUUCUCACUAUCACCAAUAAAUCAAAUGUAAAAUUUAAUGAGGCGCUUGCUCGGUACACACGUGAACUGAUGCAAAAAAACGCUAAAAGUUUACGAAGCGUUUUGCAAUAUGAUAUAACCUCUUCCUCAUCGGAAGAGCUGAGCGAAACUGAUGAUGAUUAUACAUAUGACUUGGUUAGGAAACAUAAAGAGAUGAAUUUGUUGAAAGAUAACACAAAACUGGCACUUGACUUCGGCACAGACGGUGAAUCUGAAAGUGAGGAUUCAGAAUUUGGAGAAAAAACGCCCGUAGCUAACUUGAGUGCAACACCAAAAGCAGAUUACGGAAUCGCCAUGAAUAGUUUAGUAGCUCUUUACAGUACUUAUACUAUAAAUAACGAAAGUCUGAAAAACUUUAAAUUUAAUCCAAAUGUCGCUAAGCAACGCCGAUAUAAGAUGCCAAAGUAUAGCACUGACUAUGAUCUUGAAGUGUUGAACACAAAUGAAAGGGUAUGGCAGCAAUUUAAAAAUAAAUAUGCAUAUAAACACGCUGCACCAAAAAAUAUUAAACAAUCCUAUCAGUCCGCUAGAGACCAAGCGAUUUUGUCAUUGGGUAACCUUUUGUUUUGUCCCGCUAAGUUUAUAUACUCAAUCGAUUUUAAGUAUCCAAAAAUUAUUAAAACUAGGCUCUUUCGCAUGUUCUUUAAAUCUUCUUCUGCCAAGCUCUAAACUGGUUCUUAACAUG
This is a messenger RNA of Teleopsis dalmanni, 1113 nucleotides long. RefSeq lists its product as uncharacterized. Lineage: Eukaryota; Metazoa; Arthropoda; Insecta; Diptera; Diopsidae. The transcript has 4 exons. The record is from RefSeq and is a predicted model, not a curated record. Bases 84 to 1097 code for a protein of 337 amino acids.